Molecule: messenger RNA, 790 nt
Organism: Prosopis cineraria
Lineage: Eukaryota; Viridiplantae; Streptophyta; Magnoliopsida; Fabales; Fabaceae
Product: early nodulin-like protein 2
Exons: 2
Coding region: 16-675 (219 amino acids)
Cellular component (GO): plasma membrane
Molecular function (GO): electron transfer activity
Source: RefSeq, a predicted model, not a curated record
UUCUAGGUCAUAUACAUGUACCAGUUUCAGUGUAAUAAUAUGGGGUCUGAACCAUAUAGAUUGCUUGAUCUGUUUCUUCUGAUGAUUCCCACGUUUCUACUUUGCUUGUCAUCAUCUCAAGCUUUCAAAUUCUACGUUGGUGGCAAAGAUGGCUGGGUUCUGAAGCCUUCUGAAGGCUACAAUCACUGGGCUGAAAGAAAUAGGUUUCAAGUCAAUGAUACGCUCUAUUUCAAGUACAAGAAAGGGUCUGAUUCAGUCUUAGUGGUGGAGAAGGCGGACUACGAUUCUUGCAACACAAAGAAUCCCAUGAAGAAAAUGAACGAUGGGGAUUCGUAUUUCAUCUUCGAUAAGUCAGGUCCCUACUUCUUUAUUAGUGGCAACUCCAACAACUGCCAAAAGGGUCAGAAGCUGAUCGUCGUUGUUUUGGCUGUCAGAAACAGUCGUUGUUCGCCUCCGAUGAUUACUCCAGCUCUACCGCCGGUAGGUGGGAACCCCCCGGUUGUGUCUCCAGGAAGUUUGUCACCUCAGCCAAGUCAGGGCCCAUCUGCAGAUGACAAUUCUCCAGCACCGUCACCGCCACCUCCUUCGGGCUCUGCGAGUUUUGGUGGUCAUGUUUGCGCGGGUUGUAGGGUUGGGAUCAUGCUGUUGUUAAAUUGCUUCGUCUGGCUUGCUUGAGUCGUUCAUUUAUAACGGUCCAAAAUAAGUUGUUACUUUAUGUCUUUUUAGGCACAUGUUGAUUUUAUUUGUUGAAGUUGAAAUUUGAGUCAAUCCUUGCAAAUUUUAUUUGGAU